Molecule: messenger RNA, 1830 nt
Organism: Pyrus x bretschneideri (Chinese white pear)
Lineage: Eukaryota; Viridiplantae; Streptophyta; Magnoliopsida; Rosales; Rosaceae
Product: threonine synthase, chloroplastic
Exons: 1
Coding region: 113-1705 (530 amino acids)
Biological process (GO): L-cysteine biosynthetic process
Cellular component (GO): cytoplasm
Molecular function (GO): pyridoxal phosphate binding; threonine synthase activity
Source: RefSeq, a predicted model, not a curated record
ACGACCCCGCAGCCUCCUCCCCCUAAACAUCACCCACCACUCCAAACCCCUCCAAAGUCCAAACGCGCGCCGCCUCCUUCCACACACUUCCCCUCUCUCCCUCUCCUCAGCCAUGGCUUCCUCCGCCUUGUUCCACUCCUCUCUCUCCUCCCUCUCCCCUAAUCUCCCCGCGUUUUACCAAAACUCCGCAUCCAAACGCCCCCCUACCUCCUCACUCUCCGUAUCCUGCACCUCCUCCACAUUCGAUCCCUCCCCCGCAACAAACAGCACCCCGCCCCAGCCCCCUUCCAGCAAGACCCGCCGCGCCGCCGAUGAGAACAUCCGCGAUGAGGCCCGCCGACACCGCUCCCCCCACAGCUUCUCCGCCAAGUACGUUCCGUUCAACUCGGGCUUCGACUCGCCCGAGUCCUACUCGCUCGACGAAAUCGUCUACCGCAGCCAAUCCGGCGGCCUCCUCGACGUCCAGCACGAUAUGGAUGCGCUGCGGAAGUUCGACGGCGCGUACUGGCGGAGACUCUUCGACUCCCGCGUGGGGAAGACCACGUGGCCGUACGGCUCCGGCGUCUGGUCUAAGAAGGAGUGGGUCCUGCCCGAGAUUGACGACGACGACAUCGUUUCGGCGUUCGAGGGGAACUCCAACCUCUUCUGGGCGGAGCGUUUCGGCAAACAGUUUCUGGGCAUGAACGAUCUCUGGGUCAAGCACUGCGGGAUCAGCCACACCGGCAGCUUCAAGGACCUCGGCAUGACGGUGCUAAUCAGCCAGGUCAACCGCCUCAGGAAGCUCAAUCGCCCCGUCGUCGGAGUCGGCUGCGCCUCCACCGGCGACACGUCGGCAGCUCUCUCCGCUUAUUGCGCUGCCGCAGGUAUUCCCUCGAUUGUUUUCUUACCAGCUAACAAAAUUUCAAUGGCGCAAUUGGUCCAGCCGAUUGCGAACGGCGCGUUCGUGCUGAGCAUCAACACCGAUUUCGACGGCUGCAUGAAGCUAAUCAGGGAAAUCACGGCCGAAUUGCCAAUUUACUUGGCGAAUUCGCUGAAUAGUUUGAGGCUGGAGGGGCAGAAGACGGCGGCGAUUGAGAUUUUGCAGCAAUUUGAUUGGGAAGUGCCCGAUUGGGUCAUUGUUCCCGGAGGCAAUCUAGGCAACAUCUAUGCAUUUUACAAAGGGUUCAAAAUGUGCCAGGAAUUGGGGUUAGUGGAUCGAAUUCCGCGGAUGGUUUGCGCUCAGGCAGCAAAUGCGAACCCGCUUUACUUGUAUUACAAGUCAGGGUGGAAGGAUUUCAAGCCGGUGAAGGCGAAUUCGACAUUCGCCUCGGCUAUUCAGAUUGGGGACCCUGUUUCAAUCGACAGAGCCGUGUAUGCUCUGAAGAAUUGUGAUGGGAUUGUGGAGGAAGCAAGUGAGGAGGAGCUGAUGGACGCAAUGGCGAAAGCCGACUCCACGGGUAUGUUUAUCUGCCCUCAUACAGGCGUUGCCCUAACCGCAUUGGAUAAGCUGAGGAAGAGUGGUGUGAUUGGAGCCGGUGAUCGGACUGUGGUGGUGAGUACUGCUCAUGGCCUGAAGUUUACACAGUCGAAAGUUGACUAUCACUCCAAGGCAAUCAAGGACAUGGCAUGCCGGUUCGCUAACCCGCCGACGGAGGUGAAGGCGGAAUUCGGGGAGGUUAUGGAUGUGCUCAAGGAGUAUUUGUUCAACAAGGCACCAAAGGUCUAAGUGAGAGAGGAGGUUUAGCAAGCAAGUUUUUUGUAUUAAUGUAACAAAGUAUCCCAUUUUGCUGUUGAUGCUUGGAUUUCAGCACGUUGCUUUUGGAUUAAUCGAGAGAGUUAAUUUUGUUUUUC